This is a messenger RNA of Striga hermonthica, 903 nucleotides long. NCBI's taxonomy places the organism in Eukaryota, Viridiplantae, Streptophyta, Magnoliopsida, Lamiales, Orobanchaceae. The record is from the annotation of a GenBank genome assembly.
AUGGAAUACGAGGAUUGCUACGGACAAGUCCAGAGGCCGAAAUACGACUGCCUUCUGUUUGAUCUUGAUGACACUCUUUACCCUCUGAGUUGUGGAUUAGCUGCAUCAGUCCUUAAAAACAUCCAAGAUUAUAUGAUCGAAAAAUUGGGACUUGAUGAGAGCAAAAUUCCUGCCUUAUGUGAUCUACUGUAUAAAAAUUAUGGCACCACAAUGGCCGGUCUAAGGGCCAUUGGCUAUGAUUUCGACUAUGAUGAGUAUCAUAGCUUUGUUCACGGUAGAUUGCCGUACGAUAACCUAAAACCCGACCCUGUUUUGAGAAGCCUUUUGUUAAGCUUGCCUAUGCGCAAAGUUAUCUUCACGAAUGCUGAUAGGGUACACGCGGUCAAAGCACUUAGUCGACUCGGUCUCGAGGACUGUUUCGAAGGGAUCAUAUGUUUCGAGACGCUUAACCCGACUCACAAGACUACUCCAUCGGACGAUGAGGAUGAUGUUGAGUUUGUGGGGUCGGGAUUCAUUCAUCCCAGUGCUUCUAACAGUAACUCAGAAAUUUUCGACAUUAUUGGACAUUUUUCGAGCCCAGAUGCAAAUUCAUCGAGCCUUCCAAAAACCCCGGUUGUGUGCAAACCAUCUGAAAGUGCCAUUGAUAAGGCUCUUAAAAUUGCCAACAUUGAUCCGCAAAGAACACUGUUUUUUGAGGAUAGUGUUCGGAAUAUUCAGUCUGGAAAACGACUAGGACUUGAUACCGUUCUGGUCGGUAAAUCUCAGAGAGUGAAAGGAGCAGAUUAUGUGUUGGAAAGCAUUCACAAUCUUCGGGAAGCGAUACCCGAGCUCUGGGAAUCCGAGAAGCUUUCGAACAACGUUAACUACUCGGGAGUUGCAGUCGAGACAUCUGUUACAGCUUAG